This is a messenger RNA of Megalops cyprinoides (Indo-Pacific tarpon), 3018 nucleotides long. It is a transcript of the gene clgn, whose product is annotated as calmegin. Lineage: Eukaryota; Metazoa; Chordata; Actinopteri; Elopiformes; Megalopidae. Gene Ontology annotation, cellular component: endoplasmic reticulum membrane; endoplasmic reticulum. Gene Ontology annotation, biological process: protein folding. Bases 252 to 2159 code for a protein of 635 amino acids. The record is from RefSeq and is a predicted model, not a curated record. Gene Ontology annotation, molecular function: calcium ion binding. The transcript is spliced from 15 exons.
GGGGGCCACUUGCGCAUGCGCGGUAACAGCGACGAUAAUGUGAAGUUGGACACCUCUGAUUAUUAGCCUGCUAGCCAUUCCAGCAGCAAAGAGGGGCUUUGAUACGUCUUCAUUUUCCCCUCACCUCCCUCGGACACGGUGGAGUCGGCAGCAGCCAGCGAAAGGAAGGUAGAUUGUAGAUAGUCGUGACAGAAAGACCGGGAUAUUGUGAUUUUUUUUGUCCACCUGCAAGCCAAGAGAACGCGGCGAGGAUGAAGCUACGGUGGGGAUGGACGGGUCUGCUGCUGCUCUCUGUGGCCACAGCGGUCUGGGCCCAGGAGGAAGACCUGGAGGAUAAUGAGGCAGACGAGGCGCUGGUGGAGGAGGACUCUGAGGAGGCCGAGGGAGACGAGCCUGUUCCCGACAGUGACGUAUCCUUCCAGGUAACAUACAAGACUCCGGUCCCCACAGGUGAGGUCCACUUCUCCGCGACCUUUGAUGAAGGCUCACUCGAUGGGUGGCAGGUGUCAAAAACAAUGAAAGAAGAUGCGGACGAUGACAUUGCAAAAUAUGAUGGCAAGUGGGAGGUUGAACCCCUGAAAGAGAACAGAGUCCCUGGGGAUAUGGGGUUGGUGCUCAAAUCCAGAGCCAAGCACCACGCCAUCGCCGCCCUGCUGGACAAACCCUUCAUCUUUCAGGACAAACCCCUGGUCCUUCAGUACGAGGUCAACUUUCAAGAUGGAAUUGACUGUGGUGGGGCAUACAUUAAACUUCUCUCUUCAGCAAAAGACUUGGAUCUGGAACAGUUCCACGACCGCACUCCGUACACCAUCAUGUUUGGCCCAGACAAGUGUGGAGAGGACUAUAAGCUGCACUUCAUCUUCAGACACAAGAACCCCCUGAAUGGGGACCUGGAGGAGAAGCACGCCAAGCGGCCGGAUGUGGACCUGAAAAAGUUCUACACUGACAAGAAGACCCACCUCUACACCCUGGUGCUAAGCCCAGACAACACCUACGAGAUCUUCAUCGACCAGUCGAGGGUGAGCAAGGGGAGUCUGCUGACAGACGUGGUCCCCCCGGUGAACCCCCUGAAAGAGAUCGACGACCCCAACGACGCGAAGCCGGAGGACUGGGACGAGCGGGCCAAGAUCCCGGACCCUGAGGCCGUCAAACCCGACGACUGGGACGAAGACGCUCCAGCCAAGGUAGAAGACCCUGAAGCCUCCAAACCCGAGGGCUGGCUGGACGAGGAGCCAGAAUUUGUUUCUGACCCCAGUGCUGAGAAACCAGAAGACUGGGAUGAGGAGAUGGAUGGGGAGUGGGAGGCUCCCCAGGUGCCGAACCCUGCAUGUGAGACCGCCCCGGGCUGCGGAGAGUGGAAGCCACCCAUGAUCAGCAACCCCACGUACAAGGGAAAGUGGAAGGCCCCGCUCAUUGACAACCCCAACUACCAGGGGGUGUGGCGACCGCGGAAGAUCGCCAACCCGGAUUACUUUGAGGACCUCCACCCUUUCAAAAUGACUCCGUUCAGUGCGGUGGGGCUGGAGCUGUGGUCCAUGACCUCCGAUAUCUACUUCGACAACUUCAUCAUCACCCAGGACAAGGAGGUGGCUGACCGCUGGGCCUCGGACAGCUGGGGGCUGAAGAAGCUGGUGGCCAGUGCCAACGAGCCUGGAGUGAUCAGUCAGCUGAUGCUGGCAGCGGAGGAGCGGCCCUGGCUGUGGAUCAUCUACAUCCUCACGGUUGGCCUGCCAGUGGGCCUGGUGGUGCUCUUCUGCUGGCCAAAGAAAUCAGAUGACGACUACACAUACAAGAAGAUAGACAAACCUCCAGAGACAGCCCAGGAGGAGGAAGAGGACGAAGACGAGGAAGAUGAGCAGGAGGAGAGGGGCGAGCAAGAGGCCGAGGCCAAAGUGCCAGAGGACAUGGGACAUGGUGAAGAAGACGGGGAAGGUAAGCCUUUGGAGGCGGAGAUCAGCGGAGGCGCUGGGGACAACAGUCAGGAGGAUGAGGAUGAGGAAGAGGAGGGAGAGGAGGAGGAGGAGGAGGAGGAGGAGGAUGUAAGCAAGUCCAAUGAGACUGCGUCUGAGGAUGAGAUGAAGGACGCGGACGAGGGCAGCCAGAGCACCGCGGAGGGCCCCAAACAGGCGGUGAGAAAGAGGCGGGUACGGAAGGACUGAGGGGCCGCCCAGCAGCCGAGUGGUCCCUCUGGCCCCGCCCCGCUGCGGCCGCCCCUCCGCGGCACGCUCCACAGCAUGCAGGCUCUCCAGCCAGUGCCCGACAUGGCCGACCUGGCUCCCAUCCACCACUCCCCCCCUCGCCCUCCAGCUCCUCCCAGUGGCUUACCCCGACACCGCCCUAACUCCACCCCACUGCCGAUCAGUCUUCCUCUCCGGACGUAGUUCAUUUACUGGUACCCUCGGAAUGUUUUUAUUCAAAUUGAGCAAACUCCAGUUGUAAACGUCGAACACACCCUCCCAAGGUGUACUCAGUAACGCAGACUGGCCAGGACGUUUGAAAGGGCGCAGUUUUAUACCGUGUACAGAGACAAAGGACAUUUGCAGCUGUAAAAGCCUGCAAGCAGAUUAACUUUUACCUCUAGAGAUUCAAAAUGUUGCUUUAGUAACUUAUAAAUAAAGUCAAUGUUAGUUCAGUGUUUUUAAAAUGAUCUUAGGUCUGGUUCUGCACUGAAGAGCGAAAAUGCACUGAGUCUGUAAUAUAUUGUUCUUAUUCUAGAUUUUUUUGUUUGUUUUUCUUAAUUAUGCAGUUUGAAUGAAUUUUAGGGAGUUUUACAUGUGUAGUUACCACUGUUUGCUUGUUUGUGAGCCAAGGGUACCCCUGCAGGAGGAAGCAUCUGCAUUGAAACCUUAAGCUCACAGACGGCCGUUUCUAGGGAAUUUCUGAAACUAGUACUUCAUCUCUAAAGGCGGAGCAUCUUUCUGCAUUUACAAAGUGUGGUGUUCAGCCCACGAUUUUCCAGCUUUUAUAGUUUUAAUGUUGCCAGGUUAUGGCAGACCCCUGUUUACAAAUGUUUGCAAA